This is a messenger RNA of Salvelinus fontinalis (brook trout), 4168 nucleotides long. RefSeq names its product signal-regulatory protein beta-2-like. The transcript is spliced from 6 exons. Bases 35 to 1069 code for a protein of 344 amino acids. The record is from RefSeq and is a predicted model, not a curated record. NCBI's taxonomy places the organism in Eukaryota, Metazoa, Chordata, Actinopteri, Salmoniformes, Salmonidae. Gene Ontology annotation, biological process: response to bacterium.
ACAGUUGUUAAAGCUACAGUCAGUCCAUAUCAAGAUGAUCAGAAUCUGCCUUCUUUGGGGACUUCUCUCUCAAGUGUACCUGAUUCAGACUGAAGAUGCUCCUCAACCAAUACCAGUGACUACUCGUCUAUUUGGAGACAAUGUAUCUUUGCUAUGUCCUAAAGCGGAAUCUGAACAAUUCCUGUACUGGUACAGACAAACUGUUGGCCAAUUGCCCCAUCUUGUUGCAUCUGUAUCCUAUGCAUCAGAACCUGUACUUAAAGGAGAGUUUAAGAACCCACGUUUCCAUGUGGAGGAAUCUCAAUAUGGGUAUAAUCUCAAAAUCAGAAAUAUCAGCACAUUAGAUGAGGCAACAUACUUUUGUGGAAUUGGGACAAUGUAUGGGAUGAACUAUGGAAAUGCAACAUUUUUGGCUGUGAAGGGACACAAUCACCCUACAUUGGUGCAGCAACCAGUUUCUGAUCCAGUCCAUCCAGGAGACUCUGUGAUUCUGCAGUGUACAGUACUCUCUGAGACCUGUACAGGAGAACACAGUGUGUACUGGUUCAGAGCUGGAUCAGGAGAAUCCCAUCCAGGAGUCAUUUACACCCCUGGGAACAGGAGAGAUGAGUGUGAGAAGAGCCCUGAGACUCCCUCUCCUACACAGAGCUGUGUCUACAGCCUCUCCAAGAACAACCUCAGUCUCUCUGAUGCUGGGACUUACUACUGCGCUGUGGCCACAUGUGGGGAGAUCCUGUUUGGCAACGGAACAAACCUAAAUAUUGAAAGAUCGCUGGAACAUGUAGUCAUUGGACUGGGAGUGACAUCAGUUUUCUGUGUGAUUGUGAUCAUUAUCCUCGUCUUCACCAGAAAUACAAAGCCAAUUUGUGAACAUUAUAAAGCAGUGAGUGUUGCUCAGCAUAUUGGACAUGACAACUCAAGCACCAAAUGUGAUCAGGAACAAGACCCAGAUACCCUGAAUUAUGCUGCAUUGCAUUUCUCUGAGAGUAAAACUAAAAGAGGAAGAAAGAAGAGAGAGACACCACAGGAAAGUAUGCACUCUGAUGUCAGAUACUCAGACUGGGAGUGAACUUUGUUAAUGUGCAGAGGAAUGGAUGUAGUUUGGUAAAUAAACUUUUCUUAAUAUAUAAUGUGUUUAAACAGUCAUGACAUUUUAGCCUUACUGAUACAGUGACAUUUGCUAUCAAGUAAGACAGUGGCAACAUUUUCCCUAUACCCAUCACGAGUUUGCCACAACCUAGCCUAUGAAUGAAAGUUUACAACGUAGGUGCGCACAGGUUGAGAGAAAGAUUUGAGGUGACAGACAGUGACACAUGGACAGACAAGGACACAUUCAAUACCGCCUUGCACACUUUUGCCUGCAUCUAGCUGAUCUAGGGUGCAAUCAUUAGUCAAACAGUUACAAACUAGAGUUUAUUUUUGAAACAUUUAGGUAUGUUUUUCCCCGUUACAUUCCGUUUUCUUCCAUUUAAGAUUUAUUUUACAAAGAAUCGGCAGAAUGAAUACACCCCUGAUCACACACAAACUGCUCACUUUCAUAGCCACAUAUAAACAACUUGUUGUAUUCCUUCUCGCAUCGAUUCCAGGCUGUAUCACAACCGGCUGUGGUUGGGAGUCCCAUAGAGCAGCGCACAAUUGGCCCAGCGUCGUCCGAGUUUGGGUUUGGCUGGGGUAGGCCGUCAUUGUAAAUAAGAAUUGGUUCUUAACUGACUUGCCUAGAUAAAUAAAGGUUAAAUACAUAAAUAAAUAAUAUAAUAAAUAAACAAUCAUGCAGUACAAUGUACAGUCAGUAAGCUGUUUAGCACCUACCUCAGGAUGCCUCUCUGCUUGGCACUCAGCAUAAAGGAGAUGGAUUGGGAUAAGUGUCCUGUCCAGGAGGUGUACUUGUACAUCAAGCUGCAUUCCGCUAUAGAAUCGGAAGAUAGACUACUGCCACUGUGAGGCAUUCUGGCUUGGACAAGGAUUCAUUUUUCUCUAUUUUCAAUAAUGUAUAAUUGCACAAUGGUUCUAUUUUUAUUGUUUAAAUAAUUUUUCUUAAAUGUAUUAUUGGUGUGGUAUUCACUGUAACCCAUGAAACCACCAAUAAGAUAGCAUGACUUCUUAAACAUUGUAUAUAAUGUAGGUUUAUUACGUUCUCCAGUAUCUACAGAGUUCCAACAGCGUACUGUAAUUAUAGCUAUAAUGUACCAGCAUGUACCUGUAGGGCUGUGUCGAAUCAUCAAACAAAUGUUUUAAUUAAACAUUGUCUGAUUCAUCACAUUAUUUAAAAUUGACCUUUUAAUAAUGGUACAUAGUGUGAUUCACACAACUGUCCUCAAAGUUCAACUCUUUGAAAUGGAUUACUAAUUAAACAUACUGCACAUGCAUUCACACUUAAUUUCUGAAAUAACAAAAGAACCAAAAAAGCACAAGCCACACAAUAUAUAUAGGAUUGGUUAGUAACUCUGGAAAUUACACACCUUUAAACUGUAUAAAACAAACUGUAAUCGAUGUCUAUAAAAAAGAUUGCUUGUUUCUGUCAGGUUGCAACUUAAAAUGGUUGACCGACUGGAUGCUCCCUGUUCUUUCAUUUCUUUCUCCUGGUUCCAGUUGUCUUGGUGGUGAAGGUCACUCCAGUGUAUUGUAGCCAGUCACCACUGAAUCCCUGAGAAGAAACAUGGACAGAAUCUUUUUUUUCACAAGAUGAGCGAAUCAUUUCCACAAGUCUUUGUUACAGAAUAGUAGAGUAGCAUAGCAGACAUCUGAAAUGGCUGGUCUCAGUGAAAAAUAAAGCAUUGAUGUUGAUCAUUAAGUAAGAUAGUAGUCACAUACUUUUUUGUAAGCUAGUGUCAUGACUCUCUCUCCUUCGUGAGGAUCAAAGGUGCCAGAUCAGUUUGGCACAUGGCGGACAGACAUCCCAAACCCCCAAUCUCCCACAGGAGAGAGGAGGGGGAGUUGGGCUGGUUUUAUGACUUAACAACUGGUCGUAAAUACCUUGCAGAAACUCUCCCUUUGGGUUUUUAGUAUGAGAAGGGAAAGAAACCCCUGUGUUACAUAUAGACUCUUGCCCAAAACUUCAACAUCAAAAAAGGAACACUGGGAGAAUAAAUUUCAACAUCCGAAUGUUGGGAAUGAUGAGAGAUGGAAUAUGGAAAAUGUAUGUAUAUUUUGUGAUGUCAUUAAAAUUGAUAGAAAGACGUUAUAACGGGAACAUUGUAACUUGAAGAGCUUGUAUACAGAGUAUAUCAGGUUUACAUCGAAAUGUUGUUAAUACAAUAUGAAGAACGAUUAAACUGUUUUUGAAAAGAUAAAAAUGUGAUUUUAGCAAUCUAAACAAGAAUUGUGUUUCAUGCAAACUUGUGCCCAGUCAGUAGCCACGCACAAGUGACCUCAGAGUUUGUGUCAACAUGACGGAACGCCCUCCAAGGCCAGAAUGCUUAAAAGGACUCGCUAACAAAAUGUACAUUAGACUAAAACAUGCCAGGUUACUUCUGGCGUGUAUAGUGGUCGGGAGCUGAACCCUGAAUAAUCAAUCAUUGAAGACUAGAGAACGUGAGGCUGUCGCCCACACUUUGAAAUGGUUAAAAAUACACAACCAGACAGGGUGGAUUGGUGGCUACACAGCUGAGAAUGGUAGGACCCUCUGAAACUCUCAACGAAUGAAGAAGGUAAAGACUGGACCAAACAUUCACAGUCUGCAGCUGUGUAUGUAGUCUAGUACAUUUGACCAAAGACGAGAGGGAAGAAUAGAUCCCUCUGAACACCGUGUGGUACACUUGAAGUACCUAUUCCAAUGAACACUCCAAAACAAAAGAAGCCUACAAAUUAGGACAUUGUGAUCUCUGGUGGACAACCAGAGACUUACAUCGAACCACUUUCCAUAGAACCAUCGAGUUCAACAGUGAGACGACAAAGACAUCUAUGCGUAAAUAUAUACAUUGCAUUUCUUUUCCGAAUGAGCAGUCGUUCAUGUGCAAAGUAUUCAUAUUCCUGUGAGUGUAGCUUCCAAAUAUAUGUACGAUAACUUGACUCUCUUUGUCUCUCCAUCUCCUUACAUACCCCUCCCUUUCCAUUGUGUAACCGAACGGUCAUGCUUUUGUUAGUCCACUAGGGACCUGUUUUCAUUGUAUUAUGUAUGCAAUCAAUAACCUAUGCUGUGUCUGUUUACGUGUUCUGUGUGAGGAUUUAG